Molecule: messenger RNA, 1850 nt
Organism: Pisolithus orientalis
Lineage: Eukaryota; Fungi; Basidiomycota; Agaricomycetes; Boletales; Pisolithaceae
Product: Gar1/Naf1 RNA binding region-domain-containing protein
Exons: 5
Coding region: 15-1619 (534 amino acids)
Biological process (GO): ribosome biogenesis; pseudouridine synthesis; box H/ACA snoRNP assembly
Cellular component (GO): sno(s)RNA-containing ribonucleoprotein complex
Molecular function (GO): RNA binding
Source: RefSeq, a predicted model, not a curated record
CUGACGACUUCGGUAUGGCUUUCGAGUUUAGAAAGCCACACACUAUUCCUCAGGAUCUGCUUCUUAUCCAAGGCAUCGUUGCAACAACACCGUCCAUCGCGAAAACCUGCCCGAAAACGGAUGAAGUGACGAGUGAUGACGACUCGAUCGCUAGCACGGACAACGAGAUCGACAGCGAGGUGGAGGUAGAAGCAGACCUUGUUCCUGUCGAAGAAGACAAGGAAAAACAAGAUGAGGUACCGGAUGGCGCAGCACAUCCCUGCUCGCCCUCGGAUUCUGAGUUAGAAUCAAGCUCAGAGGAAGACUCCAAUGUAGAACCAACACUAAGGGACGCUCACGCCUUAGCCUCACAUGAUCAUGGCUCUGACAACGAAUACGAAGAUGCGGGGGCAACUGGUGAUACUGGACAUGAUGUCCAUACGAAGAAUGAGGUAGUCGACGCAGGCAUCGUCAUUCCCGAAGUAUCUGAAGUUAGUUCGGAAGACACUCUCGAGAAGGUCGGCGAAGUCAUGAGUAUUGUUGGAAAUGUCGUCGUAGUUAAAGGUCUUCUGGCUGACAACCUGAAAACAUUGUCUGAACGCGCUUUGGACGCUGAAACACUACUCGUGUUCGACGAUAGAAAAAUAUACGAAACGUUCGGGCCCACAUCGCAGCCUCUGUAUCAGAUAAAAUUCAAUCAAAAGUACCCAGUGGACACGGAGAAAAUCCGAAUGUCACGCGAAGUUUUCCAUGUCCCUCGAAGGAGCAAGUACGUCUUCGUUGAACAGCUUAAAAGGAUCCGUGGAAGCGAUGCUAGCAAUAUACAUGACGAAGAACCUGCAGAGGACGAGCUGGAGUUCUCUGAUGACGAACAGGAAGCGGCAUUCAAGCAACAACGCAAAAAAAGGCGCCAGCAAUCCGUUGCGUCAUCCAGGCAGACCACUCCUGUGCCCCAGCAACUGUAUCCAGACAGGAUGUCUGACGAACUUUUCACUAGGUCUAAUCCCUACGAUGCACAUGGACCAUAUGACGACGAUUAUAGUUUAUCUGGCCCAUCUCGGCAAGCUCCCUUACCUUACGACGACCCUUACGCUGAACAACCCCCACCUGAGGCAGUAGGUCAGGAACUUGACAAGCCUGCACAUGUACGCUCGCAACGACCGCACCCCAGCGCGGCCGAGAGAACUUUUGAAACUCGAGGGAGGGGUAGAGGCCAACGUGGACGUGGUCACCAACGUGAGGUAAAGGGUCCUAGAGGUCGGGGGUCUCGAGGCCGACUUGGGCGCCAUCAUAGUCACCCGUCAUCAUCUCCAAGUGCGUUUGAAGGUGCAACGACUGGGAAUUUUGCCAGCGAUGCUUCGAUGUACUCACCGUCACAGUCUGAGCCAACGUCUUGGUAUUAUCCACAAUCGAGAAGUCUCCAGUCGCAGAGUUACCAGCCCCCCGUUCAACCACACAUUAACCCUCGUUUUGCAUCUGCCUUCGGGUUUGCAUUGCCAGGUAACAUGGGACCAUGGAAUUCCCAGCAGACGCAACAGGCUGUCCCGUAUUACACGGAGCAGUCACAACAGGGUUGGAGUGUCCCAUGGACACGGCCUGGCGAUGAUUCUGCAGACGGGGAUACAUACACUCCAAUGUAAUUUCAUUUAUUCAGCUUCGUUUAGCAUGACCUCGGGACUCCCCCACCGAGGUCAGCUAGUCGAACAGUGUGACCUGUAGCGUGUCUGCUUCGAGAGCUCAUGCUUUCUGUCUGAAACGGCGACGGAGAUGCAACCAAGAAUGUGGUAACCAGACGACAAGUAGAUGUUUAGUUGAUUAUUGUUGACCUUGUGGACUUCCUCCACGUCGUGUAUUUGGACAAACCGGUGUGA